AUGGGGCGACUAUACAAGAAUAAAAUGUUGGGACCAGCGGAAUGGUGGCAACAAUAUGGAUCUAUUGGUGCCCCGACUAUAUACCAAUAUUGUAUGAAAUACUUCUGCCCCGUUAAUGUGACAGUUCAAGAAAGACACUGGAAACUGUAUAAAGAUUGUUGCAGCAAGAAAAGUUCUCGAUUGGGUGAACUGAGUAAAGCACAAUAUGACAUGGUACACGAAGAUGGCUACUCCGGACCAGUGCAGACUAAAGCAUGCUUGCUCACGGAGGUACGCGCGAAUCUACAUCUGACGGAUAAUUACACGUGGCAAAAAGCAGAUGAUGGUUCCUGGAUAGAUACUACGCGAUUCAAGAUUAGUAAUAAGGACUAUGGUAAAUUCACCAGAUCCUAUAUUAGAAAUUAUAAUUUGAGCGAAGAAGACGAUGAGAGUGAUACUACGGCAUCCAAAGCCCCAGCUUUGAUUCAACAGGCGCGUAAUGUAAACCAAUACAUAGAAAUCUUUGAAACCUUUGCAUUCCUAAAGUCAAAUGUUGCCAACCGAGCUUCACUAACAAAGAAGUACAAAGAUUUGGUUGUUGAGACAGGUGGAAAGUUGUACGUGAUUGAUUGUGCUGUGUGGGUGAAGAUGAAGAGCUACCAAGUUCGCAUCAGUCCGAUAAGCCCCGAAGAUAACUCAGUGGAUAGAUCGGACCCCAUCAAACACCUAAGAAUGUUGAUUGAUAGUGCACUCUGGGUAUCAAUCAAACGGGCAACGUGGAAUGGAUACAACAAGUCUAUUGCCUUCAUAUCAAAGAACUUAACAGCUAAUACGGUACGCCUAGAGCUGAACAUUAUCGUAGAAACAGAUGUACCUGCAAUCCAGCCUGCCGCCGCUAUCCCUGCUAUUGCUACUGUCGAGGCUGCUCCUGUCGCCGUUACCGCCAUUGAAGCUUCUGCGGCUGUUGAAGCUCAUCCUGAUAUUGAAGGAGCUGCACCUAUUGCAGUGCCCGCUAUUGUACCAGAACUAUCUGCGCACGCACCAAUAACUUGUGCUGCGCCUGCACCUAUCGACACACACACUCUCCCAGCGUCACCAAUGACUCGUGCGAGGCCACCCCUGCUACGUAAAAGAGCACCUUCUGCUCCUACAACGGACUACGCUGAGCUAAUGAAAAGACCCCGAGUAGAUGUGCAUCAGUCUGAGAUGAUGGAUCCAGGACCAGGACCAAAACUAUCAGAACUACCCACUACCGUCGCAACAUCGACACAUCCCGCCCCAGCAUGCUCCACCGACCUAUAUCCAAUGUCGAUGGGUCCUACUCCCCAAUAUAUCACUAGUACCACACUUACAACUAAUCAGUAUGGGCCAGUGGCUGAUUAUUCACGCAACUAUAAUACAUUUAAUCCUCAAUAA
This is a messenger RNA of Sphaeroforma arctica JP610, 1395 nucleotides long. RefSeq lists its product as hypothetical. Bases 1 to 1395 code for a protein of 464 amino acids. The record is from RefSeq and is a predicted model, not a curated record. NCBI's taxonomy places the organism in Eukaryota, Ichthyosporea, Ichthyophonida. The transcript has 3 exons.